CUAACAUUCCCAAGGCUGUAGAAUAUAAGUCCAGUGUCUCCCAUAAUAUGACUGGCAAGAUGAAAAACAUAUGUUGCGCAAUUGGAUGCUCCUGUAUAGGACAGGUCUGGAUGGAUCUCUCCACACUUACUAUUUUCAUUCUUUAAUCCUAUUCAUUUAAGGAGAAACCUGCAAAGAACCAAUAAUCUUUUCCUCUUAGAAAAUACAUAUAUUUGAAUUCACAAUUACACAUAUAUUUGAAUUCACAAUUACACAUAUAUGAAGGAUUACAAUUUGGAAAAUGUAAUAUGAGAGAUGGGACACGUGAGAGAUGGGACGUUCUGAUCGCUGUGAAAGCAAAGUAGGCUAGCUUUGAAGCUAUGUGUAAGGUUGAUUUUCAAAGAAUUAAAAAUUUCACGAUGAGUAGUUGAGCUGGAUAAAUCUAAAAACAAAUCUAAGUAGUCAUACAAUGCCUCAUGCGUGUUAGGGGAUAACAUUUAGGAACAUGACUAUUUGAGGAAUUGGUGUUUCCUACUCGGACCUAUUUUGUGUUGCACGUCUCCUCACACAGGAGGCAGCUGCUUCAGGCGGAUGAUUGCACGAAUUUAGUGAGCCGACAAUGCUCUGUACACUAUAUCAAAUGUUUUAGACACUACAUCUUCGUCAAUCCGCAAGAAUAUACCUCACAGAUUCCUGUUUUCUGCCAGUACCAAGAUGUUCGAGAAAGCAUUUCGUGUGAAGUCCAAUACAGUAAUUAAAGGAUCUGACAGGAGAAAACUUAGAACUGAAAUCGCCGCAGCGUUUCCAGCCCUCUCGACAGACGAGCUGUCUGAACUCGUUCCCAACAAGGAUGAGUUGAACGUGGUGAAAGUUUAUGCUCACAAAGGAGAUGCCGUCACAUUCUAUGUACUUCACAAGAACCCUAUCUUCUUCCAGCUGGAGAAACAGAUUUACCCCACAGUGUACGCUCUCUGGAGGUGUCCUGAAAUGCUCCCAACGCUCAUAACAUGGCCAGCAGUUAUACAGAAAUUAGCUGGUGGGGCAGAUCUCAUGCUUCCUGGCGUUGUUGUGCCUCCCUGCGGUCUCCCAGAAGUUGCUCGUGGAAACUGCUGUGCCAUAAUGGCGGUUGGGAACAGGGCGCCUGUUGCCGUGGGAACAGUUAACAUGUCUAACUUGGACAUGAUGAGCAGUGGAAUGAAGGGAAAGGGAGUGAAUGUUCUCCACACGUACAUGGACCAACUGUGGGCAUUUGGCGAUAAAAGUGUUCCACCUACCAUCACAGCAACUGGUGACAAGGAUGCAUCAGAGGAAAUGUUAGAGGGAGAUGGAAGUGGAGAGGAGGAAGGAACAGGAGAGGAGGUAGAGCAGGAGGACGGAGAAGGAGAACCCUACCCAGUGUCUGAGAGGAACGGGUUGACAGUCAUAAACUCGACCUGUCCAAACAUCAAGGAACUAAGCCUAGCCGAGAGAGAGGAGGAGCAGGCCGAUGAAGAAGAGGAACAAGGGGAUGAUGACGGAGAACACGACUCCAGAUCUCCUCAAGAGCAAAUGGACGAGUUGCUCCUGCAGUGUUUCUUCCAGGCACUCAAAACCAAGGUGAAGAAGUCAGAGCUCCCCCUGUUGACGAGCACCUUUCUUCGGGUCCACAUGGUGUCCUGUUGCCCUGGUGGAAAGCAUCUUGACAUUAAGAAGUCCAGCUACAAAAAGCUGUCUAAGUUCCUGCAGUGCAUGCAGAAGGAGCACCACCUGGUGCAGGUGAAGGAGCUGAGUAAAGGGGUGGAGAGCAUCGUGGGGGUGGAGUGGAAACACCGCGAACUGCGAUCUUUUAUUACCCCAGAGGAUUGUGGGCCAGCGGAUGCCCCAAAUGAGGCAGCAGUGGGGGGCGAGGUACAAUACCUCCCCCCUGAAAUCACCAUGAUGUACAUGGUUACUGCACGCUUAGAGCCUCUCUUCCGAGAUGCACAGAAGAGGAAAGGAUCGGCGGUGCAACCUGCAGAGAUGAGAACCAUCAUCACCGAGUACGUCAAGAGGAACGAGCUGGUUGAUGAGAACAACCAAAAUUUUGUCUCCAUUAACCCAGCCUUGUGUGACUGUCUGCUGGAGAAAUCUGAGUACCAUGAAGUAUCAAAACUGAAAUGGGAUGAGCUCUUCACCAGAACGCUGGGCAAGAUGCAGCAUUGCCACCAAAUUCAGUUCCCAGGCCAGCGAGCUGUAGUGAAGAAGGGCGCAGUGGAGCCCAUAGACAUCUCAGUGUCCUCCAGGGGAUCCAACAAGAAGGUCACCAUCAUAAAGAACCUGGAGGCAUUUGGGCUGGACCCGGCUGUCGUGUCGGCAGCCCUACAGCACCGGGUCCAAGCCAGCUCGGCGCUACAUGCUGUUCCCGGUUCCAAAGACCGCGUUAUGGUGCAGAUCCAGGGGAACCAGAUCCAGCAUGUGGGCAAGAUGCUGCUAGACAAUUACCGCAUCCCUCGACAAUACAUCGAGGGACUAGACAAAGCACCGAAACCUGGCAAGAAGAAGUAGAAUCUACCUGUACUUCACCUAUACACGCGCUGCGGCAAAGCCAUGUCUAGAACUCAUUUGCUUCACUCCUCAUUCGGUUGAGACUCUGUGAGCCACUCCGCUCAGCAUUGGACCCUCACACUCACACUACUGGUGUGUCUGUGUGUGUGUGUGUGUACGCGCUUGUGUGGUGACAAAGUUAGUCACAUGACACAUUACGUUCAAUAAAGCACCUGUCGCUCUGGGAA
Molecule: messenger RNA, 2729 nt
Organism: Clupea harengus (Atlantic herring)
Lineage: Eukaryota; Metazoa; Chordata; Actinopteri; Clupeiformes; Clupeidae
Gene: eif2d
Product: eukaryotic translation initiation factor 2D
Biological process (GO): translational initiation; formation of translation preinitiation complex
Molecular function (GO): translation initiation factor activity; RNA binding
Source: RefSeq, a predicted model, not a curated record